Molecule: messenger RNA, 2824 nt
Organism: Bombina bombina (fire-bellied toad)
Lineage: Eukaryota; Metazoa; Chordata; Amphibia; Anura; Bombinatoridae
Gene: MAPKAPK2
Product: MAPK activated protein kinase 2
Exons: 10
Coding region: 402-1532 (376 amino acids)
Biological process (GO): response to cytokine; cellular response to vascular endothelial growth factor stimulus; vascular endothelial growth factor receptor signaling pathway
Cellular component (GO): cytoplasm; nucleus
Molecular function (GO): calcium-dependent protein serine/threonine kinase activity; calcium/calmodulin-dependent protein kinase activity; ATP binding
Source: RefSeq, a predicted model, not a curated record
CACCUUGGAAGUGAUUCGUCGCAGAACCUUGUGUAGCAGAUUCCUUCUGACUCUGAGCCCUUUUUCCACGUUCAAAAGAGAGAUCCGGCUAUCAGACUGGCGCAUUCAGUGGGUCUGGUGACCCGGGAACGUCUCUUCCGAUACGGCAGUAGGGUUGCCAUUGAAAGGAAGAUCUUCUUUCUUAUUUUUAUAGGAGCUACGGAAUCUGAAUACUCAGGGACCCCUCCCCCACUGCUUUAAAGGAUCACCCCAAAGUGCAGAUCCACGGAAUUAAAUUUCAAGGGCUCCCGUGUCUGACCUUCAAAGGAAUCCCCCACCCGGCGUCCCUAGCGCUGGUUUUAGGACACACUAAAAUCUACCGACCUCUUAUCCCGUUUCAGCUCUUGGAUUUAAUACCUGAAAUGUUGAACUCCCAGAACUUGUUCACCAACCCCCCAUCCCAAAACCAACCUCCUAUACAACAGCAGCAACAGUUCCCAGUAAAAUCUACGCUACAAAUUAAGAAGAAUGCUAUUACCGACGACUAUAAGGUGACCAACCAAGUACUGGGAUUGGGAAUCAAUGGGAAAGUGUUGGAGAUCUUCAGCAAGAAGAGUGGGGACAAGUUUGCUCUGAAGAUGUUACAGGACUGUCCGAAGGCACGCAGGGAGGUGGAGUUGCACUGGCGGGCCUCUCAGUGCUCGCAUAUCGUAAAGAUAAUAGAUGUCUAUGAGAAUCUCUACCAGUCCCGGAAGUGCCUCCUUAUAAUAAUGGAAUGCCUUGAUGGUGGUGAACUCUUCAGCAGAAUCCAAGACAGAGGGGACCAGGCAUUUACAGAGAGAGAGGCUUCAGAUAUAAUGAAAAGCAUUGGGGAAGCGAUCCAAUAUUUACACUCUAUCAAUAUUGCACACAGAGAUGUUAAGCCAGAAAAUCUCCUGUACACAUCAAAAAGACCUAACACUGUGCUAAAGCUUACAGAUUUCGGCUUUGCCAAAGAAACAACAUCUCACAACUCCCUAGCAACACCAUGUUACACCCCUUAUUAUGUAGCACCAGAGGUUCUGGGACCAGAGAAAUACGACAAAUCAUGUGACAUGUGGUCACUUGGUGUAAUUAUGUAUAUUCUGCUCUGUGGAUACCCACCUUUUUACUCAAACCAUGGCUUGGCUAUCUCUCCUGGAAUGAAAAAACGCAUCCGCAUGGGCCAGUACGAGUUCCCCAAUCCAGAAUGGUCUGAAGUAUCAGAUGAAGUGAAACAGUUGAUAAGAAAUCUCCUAAAGACAGAUCCAACACAGAGGAUGACGAUCACAGAGUUCAUGAACCACCCUUGGAUAAUACAGUCAAUGCAGGUGCCACCAACACCUCUUCACACUAGCCGGGUUCUCAAGGAAGAAAAGGACUUAUGGGAAGAUGUUAAGGAGGAGAUGACAAGUGCCUUGGCCACGAUGAGAGUGGAUUAUGAGCAGAUUAAGAUUAAAAAGAUUGAAGAUUCCUCUAAUCCACUCCUCCAGAAGAGGCGAAAGAAAAUCAGCCCACACGUAGCCACUCACUGAACUUGCACCUCUAGUUUGUUUGGCCGAUUACCGUUGGUGCCUGAAAUGCCUUGUAUUCUGUAUGCCGACUCAGUGUUAGCAGUAAUUGUGGCCUAUAAAUGCCACAGUAAUCAAUAAUAGACCGUGGCGGUAAUUCAGAGGAACUGGCACCUGGCAUGGGACUUGACUUGACUCACGGUUUUCGUGCUUCUAUACUCCAUUUUAGUCUGGAAUGUUUUUUUUUUCUUUCUUUUUUAUCAUUAAGUUUUAUUUUUUUGUUUUUAGAGAAUAUUCACAGUAUAUUUUAUAUAUGAAAAAGUAUUUUUAAAACCACAACCAUCCACAAUAAGGAUUUUAUUCUGUAUUAGUGUCUCAUGACUGCGAAAAUGAGGCUGAGGAAUUUUAAGUUUCACGUUAAACAGAUAAUGGAUUCUAUGCAAAAGUUAUGGUAUGGCUACCAUUUUAGUAGUGGAAACUUACAUUUUAAACAUAUUUCCUAAAUUAAAAUCUGUCUCAUUCUCUUAGCAGAGAAAGGAUUUCAACUUAGUAAAUAUAUUUGAUUCAAAACCUUUUAGCAUCAAAAACAUUUAUUUCCCUUUUGUAAAUAUAACCGUUUUUAGCUAUUAACCCAUUCACUGCCCUGCUUCAGAUUUUGGUUUUUCUGUUUAAAAUUAGCCAUUAUUCCCUUAGUGCCUGUCAGGUUUUUUUUUUCUCUCCUCUUAGAAAUGCCUUAAAUACAACCAAAUAUCAACAAUAUGCUGUUUUUAGAUUUAAUGUUUUUGUUGGACAGGAUGAUUGGAAAUUCGUUUUGUACACGCGAGAGAGCCUGACAUCCAGCCAGACAAUUCCUUAUUUGAAGGCCUGUGUGUGUGUGUGUGUGAUAUAAUGGCAGCCGGGUCUAUGGUGCCAAAGUUGGUUUAUGACCAAUUCAUGAUGACAAAGCUGCUAUCACUUUUAUUUUUAUUUUUUUUAAACAAGUAUUUACAAAUUGGUCUCAUUUUAAAUUUACAUAUUAUAUCACAGACACUUUCUGUUACAUAGCCACUCCAAUUGUAUGUUUUACACACUUCCUCUAACUUGAUACUCUUCUUUUCCUUUUUUUUUUUUUUUUUUUUUUAAACUUUAUUGUACACUAGAAUUUGUUUUUUACGUUCCUGGAACUCUCUCUCUCUCUCUCUCUCUCUGUAUGUCUGUUGUUUGACCAUCAUAGCUUAUUACAUCAUGUACCUGUCCCACAAUGCAAUAUUCCCCCCCAUAAACAAUAAUGUCACAAUAUUUACAUAUCAAUCAAAGAAUAAAAAUUAUACAACUAG